AUGGCUCAAUCAAUAACAGCGCGCGAAUUGCGCAAAUAUUGGACGAAUCAGCAAGAAAUCGCUCUUCUCGACGUGCGCGAAGAAGGACCCUACUCCGAGUCCCAUCCGCUAUGGGCUCUAAGUGUUCCGGUGUCAGAAAUUGAAGUCAAAUUACCUCCAUUAGUCCCCAGACUAUCCGCUCCUAUAGUCGUGUACGACGACGGUGAGAACUAUGUCGAUCGCGCCGCGACCAAAGUCCUCUCUCUGGGGUACCGUAAUGUCUUCAUCUUGGAAGGCGGACUUUCCGCCUACUCUCUCAUGGGAGAAGUCUACCGCGACGUCAACGUUCCAUCCAAAGCAUUCGGCGAGCUAGUCGAAUCCAUCAACCAUACCCCAUCACUGUCCGCACGAGAAGUCAAAAAUGUUCUGGAAAUUGAUAGUAACGUCGUUGUGCUCGAUGCGAGAAGAUUCACAGAAUACAAUACGAUGAGUAUUCCCAAGGGUCGCAGCUGUCCAGGCGGAGAACUGUUGUAUCGCGUCUUCGAGGCUGCGCCCUCUCCCGAGACCACGGUCAUUGUCAAUUGCGCUGGUCGCACGCGGAGUAUCGUUGGCACGCAAUCUUUGAUUAAUUCUGGCAUCCCUAAUAGGGUGGUUGCACUUCGCAACGGGACGAUCGGGUGGACAUUGGAGGGUCUGGAUUUGGAAACUAAAAAGACAGAGCGAGUUCCCGCGCCGUCGGCUGAUGCAUCGCAAAAGGCGCGACGGUAUGCUGAAUCAUGGGCUUCACAUGUCGGGGUCUCUAUUAUCGAUGAUACUCAGCUCCUUCGUUUUACCGAAGAAUCCCAAGACCGGACUCUGUACUUGCUGGAUGUGAGAGAUCCAGAUGAGUAUGCCGCUAGCCAUCCGGCUGGGUUCUCCAAUGCCCCUGGCGGGCAAUUGGUUCAAGCCACCGAUGAGUGGGUUGGUGUCCGAGGUGCUCGCAUCGUUCUUUACGACACGGAUGGUGUUCGUGCGCGUAUGACUGCGAGUUGGCUCGUGCAGCUUGGAUGGGAGGUGCACAUUUUUGACACGCGCUCCAUAGUACCAGACAGUCUCAAAGCGCCUGCAGGUCCGCAGUGGCAUCCCCCUCAAACCGGGGCUAUCACGCUUGACAGUCUCCAAGCUCUCGGGGGAGCCACUGUGAUUGAUCUCGCCCGCAGCCCAGCCUAUCGCAAAGGCCACAUCCCUGGGGCGUGGUUUGCUUCUGGACCCGAACUUGCCAGAGACUUGAAGUCUACCAUCGGUGACAGCCCGAUCGUGUUGACUUCACCAGAUGGCGAAAUCGCUGCUAUCAAUCUUGAAGAAGCGCGGAAAGCAACCUCGCGGAAGGUAUUCUAUUUGGCGGGCGGUACUGCAGCGUGGGUAGCCGCAGGCCUACCCCUCGAGACCGAGUCUCAUCAGCUCUCGGAGCCAAUUGAUGUGUACAAAAGACCAUACGAGGGAACAAGCAACGCACGCAAGGACAUGCAGGGCUAUCUUGACUGGGAGUACGGUCUUGUCGCUCAGCUGGCAAACGAUGGGGUUUCUGGCUUCCACGUUGUUAGAGAUCGUGGGAUUGCUAGCAGCUAG
Penicillium brevicompactum is the source of this 1587-nucleotide messenger RNA. RefSeq lists its product as uncharacterized. Gene Ontology annotation, molecular function: thiosulfate-cyanide sulfurtransferase activity. Bases 1 to 1587 code for a protein of 528 amino acids. NCBI's taxonomy places the organism in Eukaryota, Fungi, Ascomycota, Eurotiomycetes, Eurotiales, Aspergillaceae. The transcript has a single exon. The record is from RefSeq and is a predicted model, not a curated record.